This is a messenger RNA of Magallana angulata, 1166 nucleotides long. RefSeq names its product bifunctional 3'-5' exonuclease/ATP-dependent helicase WRN-like. Gene Ontology annotation, biological process: double-strand break repair via homologous recombination; telomere maintenance. The record is from RefSeq and is a predicted model, not a curated record. The coding region runs from base 38 to 1147 and encodes 369 amino acids. Gene Ontology annotation, molecular function: 3'-5' DNA helicase activity; four-way junction helicase activity; nucleic acid binding. NCBI's taxonomy places the organism in Eukaryota, Metazoa, Mollusca, Bivalvia, Ostreida, Ostreidae. The transcript has 2 exons. Gene Ontology annotation, cellular component: cytoplasm; nucleus; nucleoplasm.
AUGCAGUGUUUUGAUAGUUUCGCCAUUGCUUUCGAUAAUGAAAGAACAAUGUGAAUACUUGAAAUCUUGUGAUUUUACCUCAACGUAUAUUGGCAGAGAUAGUAGCGAAGACAUAGACAUUAUCAAUGGUAAUUUUCAAUUCCUGUUUGCUUCACCGGAAUCCAUUUUGUCUGUAAAUAAGUGGAGGGACAUGCUCAGUGCUAGCAAACAUUUCAAACUGUUCGUCGUCGAUGAGGCCCAUACUGUAUUGCAUUGGGGUGAAAGUGAAAUCGAGAUGGAGCCUUUCCGUAUCUGGUACAGCAAGCUAGGCGAAAUCAGAUCCCUAAUACAGUGUCCUGUCCUGUUGAUAACUGCAACAGCUAACAGAUCAGCUCGAAUGGAAAUGCAGAAGAAGUUUUGCAUGAUAGAUUGUCAUGAAAUUAUUCAAAAUCCUGAUAGAGAAAAUAUCAAGCUGUUUGUUCAUAAAUUUAAGAGCACAGUUUCACAUGGAGACAUUUUCUACUUUCUUAUUCACUUGUUAAAAAAGGACAAAGAACUGUGUGAAAGAUUUUUGAUAUUCUGUCCUUCAAUUAAAACAUGCAGUGAAUUAUUUUCUGCCUUUAGGAUGAAACUUGGGCAUAUCAUUAAGCAUGUUGACAUGUUUCAUUCACAAUCACCAGACACAGUUAAAGAAAAGAUUAAAGAAGACAUGAGUGUAGAGAGUGGUAACAUCAGAGUUUUAGUUGCAACAAGUGCAGCAGGGAUGGGAGUGAAUUUCAGAUCGGUUAAAUAUGUUAUAAAUUAUGGACCUCCCAAAGAUAUGGAUGGAUUUGUCCAACAGUUCGGUAGAGCAGGUCGUGAUGGAGGAGUGGCCAUGGCCUUGUUACUUUUUAAUGGUAAACAGUGUAGAAAAUUGGAUGAAGACAUGAAAACCUAUACUCAAAAUAAAGAAACUUGUCGUAGGGACAUCAUACUUUCAGCAUACAAAUCAAAAUCUGACCCCAAAAGAUUAAGGCACAUGUGCUGUGAUAUUUGUGAUGUCCAAUGUGAUUGUAAUAGUACUGACUGUUCAAAUUUUAAACAUCCAUUUUAUAAAUACGAAUUGCCUGUGUGUUCUUCAGAUUCUGAUAAUAGUGCUGACGACAUGUUUGACGACGAUUCAGAUUAAAACAAAUCAUUUCAUUAUA